CGCACUCUCGAUCCACUUUCCGCCUUCCCUUCUCACCUCCUUUCGGCCCUUGCGACGAUGACUUCUACACUGGAUGCGGCGCAGUCUUCAGCGACGGGAACGCCACCGAAGAACAAGCCCCAAGGAAAAGACGAUGGCGCUGACGAGAAAGCAAUCUCCAAGUCGCGGACAGACCUGCUCGAUGCCGAGGGCGACCUAAGCCCGGCGUUUCACCUCGCUCUUGCCCGCAUCUUUCUCCGCUUCAGCGCGUCAGCGCAAAAGCUUGGCCUGGAUCUCCCCAACGCUGCUGCUGCUGCUUCCGAGAAAGACGUGGGAGCACAACUCGACAAACUAAAAAAAGUCGCGUUGGACGACGACGAGCUCGAUGCUUUCGCGCGGGCUACCAAUGGCGAGGUUCUCAGUGACGAGAGCAAGGAGGAGAUCAAGGAAUAUCUCGAUUGCGAUGACCAAUCAAGAAUCACGUUUUCGGGAUUCUGCGAAAUGUACCACCUGCAGACAGGCAGCGAUGCUGCGGAGACGUGGAAGGACCUCGAGGCCCUCGGCUUCAACGAAAAGCUCGAGCUUGACUCACCUUUGAAAGCAGACGCGAGCAAAGAGGAGAGAAGCACAUGAGCAAGUGCUUGUGCACCCAAAAACGAAAGAAGGAUACCAAAGUGUAUAUUUAUCAUUGUCCUGGAGCGAUGCAAUUGACGACGAGACAACAAAGAAAAGGCUAAUGUAGUGGUGACUCAGUCAUACCGGUAUCGUGU
Acaromyces ingoldii is the source of this 749-nucleotide messenger RNA. RefSeq lists its product as hypothetical. The transcript has 3 exons. Bases 58 to 612 code for a protein of 184 amino acids. The record is from RefSeq and is a predicted model, not a curated record. NCBI's taxonomy places the organism in Eukaryota, Fungi, Basidiomycota, Exobasidiomycetes, Exobasidiales, Cryptobasidiaceae.